Molecule: messenger RNA, 345 nt
Organism: Rotaria sp. Silwood2
Lineage: Eukaryota; Metazoa; Rotifera; Eurotatoria; Philodinida; Philodinidae
Source: the annotation of a GenBank genome assembly
AUGGACGGUCCUAUUGCUAUUGAUCAGGUAGAUCCACAAGGUAACUUUAUCGUCAUCGAGAAUGCCGGUUCAACAGGCAAAGAUCAAGAUAUGAAAGGUUGGACAUUGCGACGUAAAAUUGAUUCAAAAGAUGAUAUUGUCUAUAAAUUUCCGGAUAAUUUUGUACUUAAAUCACGAUCACGUAUUCGUAUUUUAAGUCGUAAUGCAAGUAAAGGUUCAAUUAAUGAAAGAGAAACAUUAGUAGCUGAAGGUGUUCAAACUUGGGGUACAGGUACAAAUAUGGUAACACGACUUAUUGAUAUUAAUGGAGAGGAAAAAGCAGUGUUCAACCAGAAAUUCCAAUAA